Cavenderia fasciculata is the source of this 3606-nucleotide messenger RNA. RefSeq names its product phosphatidylinositol 3-kinase. The record is from RefSeq and is a predicted model, not a curated record. Gene Ontology annotation, molecular function: metal ion binding; 1-phosphatidylinositol-3-kinase activity. Bases 1 to 3606 code for a protein of 1201 amino acids. The transcript has 5 exons. Lineage: Eukaryota; Evosea; Eumycetozoa; Acytosteliales; Cavenderiaceae. Gene Ontology annotation, biological process: phosphatidylinositol-mediated signaling; autophagy of peroxisome; autophagosome assembly. Gene Ontology annotation, cellular component: phagophore assembly site; phosphatidylinositol 3-kinase complex, class III, type I; phosphatidylinositol 3-kinase complex, class III, type II.
AUGUCAACAUUAGAAAUUAUAUUACCUGAUAAGAAAAGAUUACAACCUCUACCAACACAUUUCAUACAGUACUCUUCAAUGUUGAGAGCAGAGUAUGAACGUGAUAGAAAGACAUCAAACAAACCAAUAGUAGAGAUUUAUCUUCCACACGAUCUUAAUAUCAGCGAAACUGUAGGCAAUCAAAUCAUUUCAUUCUUGCUAGCUUUAGAUUCCGUAUUAUCAACUAUCUAUCAAAGACCAAAGGUAGACUCUCCAACCAAUGCUACACCUCUUUCAAUCGGUGGUGGAGGUCUAUCAUCAUCCUCUUCUCAACCUAUGUCGUCAUCAUCAUAUUCUUCUUCAUCCACCUCUACAGGUUCAAAUACACCAAAUCAUACAGAGUCUUCAUCUUCAUCUUCACCCAAAGGAUCAACUUCACCUAUAUUUACAUCUGCAAAACAAUACCCAAUCAUUGAUAAUGAUUCAAUUAAAUUAAUAUUAAAAAAAAUAGUAAAGAAUAGGAAAUAUAUACCACCACCUCUUCCAGUAAAUUUAUCAAAUGAUACUUUUGAACAAAUAUUAUCACCAACCUUUGAGGAAGAUCAAUUUGUUAGUCUAGAAGAUACACACAGUCUUAGUGUUUUACAUAAUCAUAUCAACAAUAACAACAAUAAUAACAACUACAACGAUGAUAGUAAUGAAAUGAAAAACAUUUGUUUCGAUCAAAGAGAUGUUACUAUUAAAGAGUUUUUAUAUAAUACAGUAUCGGUUAAAGGCAAGGGAUAUAUAUUGGAUACAUGGAUUCUAUGUGCACACUAUUUUGAUAUUAUUGGUAACCUUUUAAUCAAAAGUGUUAGAUUUCAAUUGGAAAGAUUAUUGACCAAUGCAGCAUCGGCCGAUGAAGCUCGUUAUCUUUUGGAUAUUUCAUGUGAUUUUGAACCAGAAACAAUGUUCAAGAUUGAAACUGAAGAUAACUUUUCAAAAUCAUAUGGUGAUUCACCGGUUCUCUCUCUUCGAGAAGAGCCGGUUGUCGACAAUUCUCAAUCCUCUCACUCGCCAGUAUUAAAACACACCUCCCCACACCAAGAAUGCAAACCAUCAAAAAAGAAUAUGCAACUCUCGACGAUUUUUGAAACAAAUCGGCAAAAGGAUUUCAAGCCAGACAUUGUAUUGGAUGUAAAGAAUCGUCGUCUCUACAAAGCGAUCAAAGAUUCAACUACUCUUCAUUGUCAUAAAUGUCGAGCAGAAUUUAAUCUUUUAAAUAGAAAACAUCAUUGUAGAGAAUGUGGAUAUAUAUUUUGUAGUAGUUGUACAAAUAAUUCAAUUCAACAUUCUUCUAUACCUUCACCAAAAUAUACUAGUUCAAAGGAUUAUUUUUAUAGAAAGCUUAGGGUAUGUUCAGAUUGUUUUAGUAAUCUUGUUCAACAUACAAGAUAUGGAACGAUUCAUCAAUCACUAGAGUUGAUGGCUUUAAAAUUCCCAAUUGUUAGAAAGUUUUCAUCGCUCCGUGUAAUGUGGAGACAGGCAUCUGUUGCCUACAUGUCUUCUAUUCGAGAGAUUCAAUAUUGUUUCCCUACCCACCAAUUUGAACCAUUUGAAAGAGAAUCACUUUGGAGAAAUCGUAAAUAUUUGGAAGGACAUUCAAAAUGGAUCGUCAAAUUGGUAGAAUCAAUCGACUGGAGAGGUAUCGAUCAACAAAAAUUGGAAAAGAUUCUAAAGAUUGUCAAGGGGUGCGAAAAGACAGAAAUGAACUGUUACUAUUUAAUGUGUUCUUCAUCUUGUUGUUCAACAAUCCCAAUCAAAGACGUCUUUCCACUUUUGGAUGAAAACAUUACUUGUCAAGAAAUUAGAAAGUUUGCAGUUGAUAUUCUAAAAACAAUAGAUUGUGAUGAUGAUUUAAUUUAUUUCUUACCUCAAUUGGUUUAUUAUCUAAGAUUUGAAAAAUCAGUUGAAAGAAAUGAUUUAAAAGAAUAUUUAUUUGAUAAAUCAUUAAAAUCACCAAGAAUUGCACACUUUUUAUUGUGGGAAUUGAACAACUGUCAAACAAGUAAAGAAUAUUUCCACAAGUAUGAAGUGUUUAAAUGUGAACUACUUCACAAUCAUUCAAUGUUGCAAGCUACAAAGAAUGACAAGACCACACAAAGUUACAUUUAUGGUGUCGAACUUUUAAACAUUCUAAAGAGUAUACCACCCUAUUAUGGUCCAGAGUUUGAUGUGAAAAAGAAUGAAAUCAGUAACCUUAUCAAUCGACAGGUCCGUACUUUUAAUCCACGUACUGAAAAGUACGAGGUUGUCCCCAUUGAAAUUCGUUAUCCCAUCGAUCCAUCGUACGUCAUCAAGGAAUUCUUUCCCGAUCGUAUGACAAUCAAAGACAGUGCAACACGUCCAAUCAAGAUGGUAUUUAGAUGUCUCAACACCGACACUAAAAAGGAAGAAAUCUUUGAUCUCAUCUUUAAAAAGGACGAUGUCAGAAAAGACCGUAUCAUUCUCAACAUUAUCUCGGUCAUGAAAAAGAUCCUCCAGGAAAAGAUUAAUGACAUCAGAAAACUAAAGAUGGACCAUAAAAAGCUUUUCGACUCUGUCAUGGAUUCGAUUUACUCUCAGUCUCAUACCAAUGCCAUUCAGGCAUUUUCUAGUCUCUCAAAACUCCACAACAUCCUAUCGAUGGUCAAAAAUACUCAGAUUGAAAACAUUGUCAAAGCAGAUUAUGAUCCAGAGCAUCUAUCCAUGCUUAUCGAUUCCUACAAGAAAAUGUCAACCUCUGUCUUUACAGAAACCAUAUCCAAGAUGAAGACAGACUUUUUCAACUGCUACGAAGACUUUGAUGAAGACAUGGAAAAAGUUCUCGACUCUAUAGUGACCUAUCGUGUGCUUCCUUGCAACAAUGAAUAUGGUUUUAUCGAGGUGGUCCAAAACGCAGAGACACUUUGCAAGAUCAACGAAACUUCCAUCCCAACAUACUUUAAGGAAAGAAAUAGCAGCAACAGUAUUCAUCCAUGUAUUCAAAGUUUUAAAAGAUCUCUUGCUUCUUGGAUGGUCAUCACUCAUCUCUUGGGUGUUGGUGAUCGUCAUAAUGAAAAUAUUAUGAUCACUUAUAAUGGUUAUUUCUUUCACAUUGAUUAUGGUUUUAUUUUAGGAAAGGAACCAAAACCAAUAUCAAACUUUUUAAGAUUUAGUGAUGAUUUUACAAAGACUAUUGAAUCUACAGAGAAUAUCGAAACAUUUAAAAAGUUAUCAACAUUGGUAUUUAGUAUUUUGAGAAAAGAAGCACCAUUCUUUUUAUACCAUCUUAUGUUUUUGAACAAACUCGAUCCAGUUUUGGACAACUCUAGUCGAUUCAGUCAGACCUAUAUCCAAGAUGAAGUUGCCAAUCGUUUCUUCCCAGGACUUCCAACAAAGAUUGCCGAACAACAUUUUGAAAGACUUUUGGACAUUCACAAAGAUUCUUUGCAGCAAUACAUCACAGAUACUUCUCGUGCAAUUAGUAAAAAGGCUCCUCAAAUCACAAAGUCAACUAUUGGUUACCUUAGUCAUUCUAUGGCAAAUUUAAGUUCUUAUAUUAUUAAUUUCCAAAGUUUAUAUAGAAAUGAAAAUAAUAAUAGUAAUAAUAAUAAUAAUCAACAAUAA